UGCAGUACUGCACUCAGGCUUGACCACAAAGCUUUUUUCCUCUCUUUAAACAAUUUUUACUUGAAGAAGAUACACUGCUUGAGGCAAGAAUUUAACAGCACUUCAGAAUGUAUUUGUCCUCAAAAUCAAAGUCUACAUUAUUUUUUAUUCUGGUUGACUGACUAUUCUCUUUUACAUGAGAACAUUCAAAAUUUUAGCACACUCCUUUUACAGGCUGUUGAAUUAGUUUUUGGCACAGACUCACGUUCCAUGAGGAUCUUUUAACAUUUUUUUAUUGCUCGGGAUUGGCUGGGAAAGCCCCUGCUGACAGAGGAUCAGAGGGACAGAUUAUACAAACAUACGGUGACAGGCAGUGACAGAGGAGAAGAGCAGCAGCCAUGGACGGAGGCCGGCGGACCUCUCUUGGAGCGGGGGCCCUGGAGGAGGAGGAGGAGGCGGUGAGCGCCACUCUGUCCCGGUACGAGGCCACUGUGCGGGACGCCAUGCGCGAGAUCCACGUGGACGUGGAGGCCUUCAAGCUGGGAUUGGAGCGGCGCCUGGAGGAGACCGCGGGCCUGACCGAGCCCCUGGUCCGGGCCAUGGCCGAGCUGCAGCUGGAGAACCGGCAGCUGCGGAGCCGGCUGGAGACCCUCACCCGGCAGGUGGAGAUGCUGACGGGCGAGGCAUGCGACAGGAGCGCCCUGCUCGGCAUCGCCCCGUUUGACCCGGUCCUCUCCUGGGUGCCCGGCAGCCGGCCUUCACCCGGGUCGCCCACUUCUAUCACCCAUCCUGCCCUUUCCAGCAGGACCCAGAAUCUGUUCACCCCCAGUCCUCAGACGAUUCCAUUCUUGAGCAGGGCCAGCAUCUCUGCUUCCAGCAAGACCAGUAGUAUUGAGAGAGAUGGACCCACUGAAACCAGUUCUGCUCUAGGCCCUGCUGUGUUGGAGAAUGGUCACACACCUGGACCAGAUAAGCAUGCCUCUGCACCUUCAAAGUCAGUGACGUACUCCAGUGUGACUUCACCCAGCAGUGACAGAGUUACGGACAUGGGAAGAGAGACGUCCUCUGGCAGGGGUGUGGAGCGGAGGCGGGAGCUGGUGAGGUCACAGACACUGCCACAUAAUUUAGGCGCCCAAGCUGCGCGCUCCCUCUUCGAGAAACUGGAUUCCGACAUUAGCAGAUCCAAGCCCCAGGACUCCAAGCCUAAGCUCAAACGCUCACAGAGCUUUGGAGUUGUCAGUGCCAGCAGCAUUAAGCAGAUCCUUCUGGACUGGUGCCGCUCCAAAACCAUUGGAUAUGAGAAUAUUGACAUCCAGAACUUCUCAUCCAGCUGGAGCAAUGGCCUGGCAUUCUGUGCCCUGGUCCAUUCCUUCUUCCCCACUGAGUUUGACUACAGCACACUGACACCUGCCAACCGCAAGCGCAACUUUGAGCUGGCAUUCGGCAUUGCAGAGACGAAGGCGGGCUGUGACCGGCUCAUCGAGGUGGAAGACAUGAUGCAGAUGGGCCGCAGGCCUGACCCCAUGUGUGUCUUCACCUACGUCCAGGCUCUCUAUAACCACCUGCGAAAGUUUGAGUGAGGGCCCCACACCCUCACCCAGCAACACCACUCCACCCCCAUCCCCACCCACAGGGGGGCAGCUGGUGUUCCUAAAAAGACCACACUGCCUCUCACAUUGGGUUCUGGGGCUGAGAGUGUUUGUGUGCCAUUACCCUGUGUUAGUCUCCAUUGCAGAACCCUCAAAAACACAGGAGGACCUGA
Molecule: messenger RNA, 1741 nt
Organism: Megalops cyprinoides (Indo-Pacific tarpon)
Lineage: Eukaryota; Metazoa; Chordata; Actinopteri; Elopiformes; Megalopidae
Product: smoothelin-like protein 2
Exons: 7
Coding region: 378-1559 (393 amino acids)
Biological process (GO): actin cytoskeleton organization
Cellular component (GO): filamentous actin; microtubule organizing center
Molecular function (GO): protein binding
Source: RefSeq, a predicted model, not a curated record